This is a messenger RNA of Diabrotica virgifera virgifera (western corn rootworm), 13835 nucleotides long. RefSeq names its product homeotic protein distal-less-like (gene Dll). The record is from RefSeq and is a predicted model, not a curated record. The coding region runs from base 401 to 1390 and encodes 329 amino acids. The transcript is spliced from 6 exons. Gene Ontology annotation, molecular function: RNA polymerase II cis-regulatory region sequence-specific DNA binding; DNA-binding transcription factor activity, RNA polymerase II-specific. Gene Ontology annotation, biological process: regulation of transcription by RNA polymerase II. Lineage: Eukaryota; Metazoa; Arthropoda; Insecta; Coleoptera; Chrysomelidae.
UAGUAGAUGGUUGGUUUACAAACGGUCAAUUUUCCUUCGUAAAAAAACGACAUAUGCACCCAAUUUCGUGUAAUUUAGUUUCGGGCUUGAUCUUCAAAUAGUUUUUACUCAAUUAUAGUGUGGAUUACACCUAUUAUCGUCAUUCAGUGUGCUAAAUUGCUUUCCUUGGUAACAGAUUAACGUUAUUAACUCUUUAAACUGUUCCUAUUACCGACGUUUAUCGUUUUCUCACCUUUUCGGGUCAGUGAUACAGUGAUUCGACUUAGUGAUUUCAGUGAACUUUUUCAAGACGUCUCCGAACUUCAGCAAAGUGGAUAACAAACCCUUUACAACGCUGAAUUUUACGGACUUGGGUUCCCCUUUCGGGGGGCCCAACGAGGAUCCUCCGGGCACCCCUACGAUGUCGGGGGAGGGUCACAUAGGCCCGCCGACGCCUCAUGAAAGCAACAAUUCCACACCUGUAUCUAAAAGUGCAUUCAUUGAGCUGCAACAGCACGGGUAUGGACCCCUGAGGACCACUUAUCAGCACCACUUCAAUAGUCCGGCGGGAAAUGCACAUUCUGGUCCGACGGGGGGUCACGACGGUGGCUUUCCGAGCCCCAGGGGUGCCUUAGGAGCCUAUCCCUUUCCUCCGAUGCAGCAGCAUUCGUAUACGGGUUACCAUUUGGGAUCUUAUGCUUCGAAUUGUCCUCCUUCUCCCAAAGAUGACGACAAAUGUCUAUCGUUGGAUCGGCCGUCGGGCGGAGGCAAAGGUAAAAAAAUGCGAAAACCCCGUACAAUAUACUCCAGUCUUCAACUACAACAACUGAAUAGGAGAUUCCAAAGGACACAGUACCUGGCCUUACCAGAAAGGGCAGAACUGGCCGCCAGUUUGGGCCUUACACAGACUCAGGUGAAAAUAUGGUUUCAAAAUAGAAGAAGUAAAUACAAGAAGAUGAUGAAAGCGGCGCAAGUGACGGGCGGUACCAACAACAACGGUACUCCUGGUGGUCAUUCUGGUCUGUUAGGUCCUAAUUCCAAUAUGCCUUCUAGUAGUCCGGGACCACAGGGUCAGAAUAUGAUGCAAGGUAGGAUCAAAAUGGAAGGAGGCGGCUCGUCUAGCGGUAGUCCGGCGACUGGCGGCUACAUGCAACACCCCUCGCCAGCUCCCAGUUCCACCCCCGGAUCGGACAUGUCGGCCGGGGGCCCGCAGCCCGCCGCCAGUCCAGGGGCGGGCGGUGGCGGUGGGGGCGGCUGGGGCGAUAUCAAGCCCCACCAGCAGCCCAUCCACCCACCGCCGCAUUCUACGAGUCACCCGCACCCCCAUCCCCCGCCACACAACUACCUCCCACAGUAUUCUUGGUAUCCAACGGACAAUCCUGGUCUCCUGACGGUUUGGCCAGCAGUUUAAUAGAAGAUUAAGUGAUUAGUAACUAAUUAGAAUUUUUUUAAAACUUUUGAUAACAAAAGGACGAGCAGUGACCAGUGGCUAUAUGUAUGAUAUGUUACAUUUCUAUUGUUGAUAUAGGUUUAAGUGAAAUUGUUUAAGAAAAAUUACGUUUUCCUUGUAUAAACUGGUUUUCGGAUCUCACGGUAACAGCUGGAAUCUUUAGUUUCUCGUAUAGUCCAGGCUCGCCCCCGUUAGAUAAAUUAUUCCGAUUUGUUUUUUGCACAAACUUACUCAAAAAGAGGUCCUUAUAACCAAUCCACAGGGUGCCAGAAGGUAUCGUGGUCGGAAAAUUAUUAAAACAAUUUUAUUUAAACAAAUUCAAAAAAUAGUUUUUUUACUUUGGAGAAAUUUUUUUUUAUAUUCUUUGGAUUAUUCUGAGCAAAAAAGGUGCUCUUGUGAUUUUUCUCUAAAAGUGAUUGUUGUCCAGUUAUACGCGAUUUUAAAUUUGAAAAACGCGAAAAUUGACAUUUUGAAGUCUUAAUAACUCGGUAAAAAAUAAUUAUUAAAGUGACUCGAAAGUUAAAAAGUGACCAAAUCAAAGUUUAAAGUCCCUCCCCCUAAAAGAAGAUACUGGAGACAUUUUUCUCAUAAUUUUAUUACAAAGCUGUUAUGUUCAAAUAAUAUUUGCAAGCGAUCAUUGUUAAUAUAUUAUUAACAAUUAGCGCUUAGCGCGUAUUAAGGCGCGGAUUGACGUAAGUGCGAGAGAGAUACACCAUUUUACGGCCGCCUUAAUGCGCGCUUAGCGCCUAUUGUUAAUAAUAAUUCAAAAUAACAGCUUUGUAAUAAAAUAAUGGCAAACAUUUCUUGUAGACAGGCUUUAAAUUUGCUUUGGUCCCUUUCUGACAGUCAUAAUAAUAGUUUUUAACCGAGUUAUUAAGCGACAACAAUAAACUUUAGAGAAUAAUUACAAGAGACCUUUUUUGCUCAGAAUGACUCAAAGAAUCUAAAAAAAUACAUUGUCCGAAGUGAAAAAAUUGAGUUUUAGAAUUUGUUAAAAAAAUUGUUUAAACAAUUUUCAUUCACACCCUGUGGAUUUGUUAUAAGGACCUCUUUUUGAGUAAGUUUGUGGAAAAAAUAACGAAUCGAAAUAAUUUAUCUACGGGGGCGGGCAUACAGCUUGGACUAGUAAAAGAACUAAAGAUUCCAGCGUAAGAACGAAGGUGCAAUAUGUCGUUUUUGUUUAUAAUUUUUCAUAACAGAUCUGUAAGUUAGUAGAUUAGACACUUCUUGUAUAAAGAUUUGGUUUCGUUAAUAUUCGUUCAAAUGUAAGUAGUUAGUUUUAAAGAAAUAAACAUAAAUUUGACAACAUUGGUGAAUAUUUUUGUUCCUUUUUUAUGAAUUUAAUUUAAACUCACUUUUUUACAUAAUAAAAUAAAUUUAUAAGAUACGAAUCACGAUUUUUAACACACGGUUUUUAGUGAUUUAAUGUCAGUAGUUUCUUAAUCAUAAGUAAGCCAAUCGUGUUGAUGGAAUAAUGAUCAAUAUGUAUAACAUAUGGUAUCUACCUCAUAUAAUGAGGUAUACAAUGUAUACGCAUAAUAUAAGGCCCAUAUAUCGGCAGUGAAUUCUUCAGUUCUGUAGAGCUUUUGUUACUGCUCAAUGUUCUAUGUACCAAAUGCGUUUAAGUCCAUGAAGGCUAUAAUAACAAUAAUAUCGUACAGCAUUUUGACAAGUACAAAUAGUACACCACUCAUACAUUUCAAAAUAAAAAUGAUUUUUAAAUUCUUAGUUUAAUUUGUGACAGAAAGCCUUUCUUCCGGUUUUUCAUAUAGUGUACCGCUUUAUGCUAAAAAUAGCACAUCUUAGCGCGUAGUUUUCAUUUCUUUAAUACAUUAUCAAGAAUUAACUAAUACAAUAACUCUAACUAAGUGCCUCUACAUAGGUGCUCUGAUGAGAUGAAAUUAAAAUCGAAAUAUGUAUAAACACAUAGUGGAGGCCCUGUUCUGCAAUCAAAUCUGAAUCAUCUUUACUUUCAGUUAAUACAAUAACAUUACACCAGAAUAGUAAGAGAAAUUAAUAAUAUACCUUAUUCCACGAAUAUACAGUAUAUCCCGAAAUAAACAGUACUGAAACUGAAACAUAGGUUUCUCUUUCUGCACGCUGUCAUACCCAAAUUAACUUGUAUAGACCUGCCAAGUAAUUCUUAACAAUUAUUAAUAAUUAAUUAUUAAUAAUUAAUAAUUGUUAAGAAUUACUUGGCAGGUCUAUACAAGUUAAUUUGUGUAUGACAGCGUGCAGAAAGAUAAACCUAUGUUUCAGUUCCAGUACUGUUCAUUUCGGGCUAUACUGUACAACUGUUUUGGAUUAUCUCUACAACGAGUAUUUUACUGUGCAAAAUAUGAAGAGCGAAAGUAAAUUGCAAAUUACAUUGUGGCUUAUUUGAAUGAUUAUUAGAGCCAUUUACUUUCGUAGUUCUUAUGUUGCACACUACAAUAUUCGUUGUCACGAUAAUCCAAAACAGUCGUAUAUUCGUGGAAUGGCCUAUAAUAGGAUUUUAACUAGGCGUCAAGCUACAACAAAUGUCCAAAAUAACCUCCCUCAGAUGUGACACAAGAUCCAACUGUUCGUCUCACUGGCUGUCCUAUUAUUCCUGAUGUAUUUCUUAUUAUCUCAUAAUCAGCUAUAAUUUGAUUCCUCAGGUGUUUAACAUUUUUGACGGGAGUGGAAUAAACUAAGGAAAAGAAACCCCCAAAUGCAAAAAUCUAGAGAAUUCAAAUCCAACGAUCGAACAGGCCACUGUAUCGUACCUCCCUACCUACUCAACGAUUUGGAUAUACUGUAUCUAAGUGAUUACGUACAUUAAUGCUAAAAUGGGUUGGUGCCCCAUCAAGCAUGAACCAUAAAUGUUGUCUCAGCUGUAGAGGAAUCUCUUCAAAAAGAAUUAGCUGUAGAGGAAUCUCUUCCUCCUGUAAGAAACUAAGGUAAUAAUCGCCUGUUAGUCGUUGUGGGAGCAAAUAUGCACCGAUUAAAUGAUCAUCAAUUACACUAAUUCAUACAUUUGCUUAAAAUGAGCUUCAAAGAUUUGCUCAUAAGUGAUUUUUAUAGAAAUUUCGUAUAUGUACAAUGUCGUCCAAAAGUAGCCCUGCCAGUGAACAAAACGCUAUGUAAAAAAUUAUGAACUUGAUUAGAAGUCAAUAUUUUUAACUAACCGAUGAACAAUAUAAGAUAUGGAGAUAAUACUACAAUAACAGAACACAUCCUCUAAAAUCUUUAGUUUUACAUACAGGCAGAUAAGUGGACGAAGACCGGGGAAUGAAAAAUUUUGUUCAGGGUAAAAACACAGUAUACACAAAAUAUAUUGCUACAAAGAAAUCCAGAAAGUGUUAUAUUCUUAAAGGACCUUUUUUCUUUGGCAUCCAUAAAACGUACCUAUCUCAUCCAUCUUACUUUCUUCUGUCCUAAUGUUCUGUGUGCUACUUUUAUAACCCGAAAGAUUUUUUGUAGACUUUUUUUUCGUAAAUAAAUUUGGCUCUUUCUUUAUUCUGAUUUAUAAUCUCACAUAACGAUGGCUUAGUGUGAAAACCUCGUAUCUCAUUUUACAGAAAAUUUUACAUGAGUGACUUCAAACUGAAUUUCUGCAUACUCUAACCCAAAAUAUAUAUUAAAACUGUAUGUGUAAUGAUCUAAACGUACUCAGAAUCAAAACUCUGUAAAGAUAGUUUUUUUGUUUUAGGUUAGAGUAUGCAGAAAUUCAGUUUAAAGUCUCUCCUGUAAAAUUUUCUGUGAAAUAAGAUACGAAGUUUUCACACUAAGCUAUCGAUAAUUGAUUUUACUGAUCUGUUGUCCUUUAUUCGUCUUGUAUCUAUUUCUCUCUCUUCAUUUCCUUUAUUUGCCAUUGUGGUGAUAAAUGCUAAUAAGUCAUUUUGAAAGACAGCUUCUAUACUGGCGUUGUAUUACUCUUUCUCUAUAGUAAAAGCGAUGAGGCCAGUCACACUGAAGUAGCGCCAUGAAAUAGCAAUACGUUGCUCGCAGUCACAGUAAACAGUUGGAAGUUUGGAAGACUCCAUUUACGCGGCGAGGGGAGCGCGUUAUAGAAUAUGUUAACUUUUUCAGUAUUAUUACAAUCCAUAAAAGAUAACAAAUAAAUAAUACAAUUACGAAAAUACAUAUAGUUUUAUUGCGAUCCAAAUGAAUUGACGGGAAGAAAUUUUUCUGGGCAAAUUUGUGAGCAUAUGGUUCAUGACAACUAAUACUGGAAGUUUAGAUUAGAUGGCUUCGCUGAGCAAAUUUGGAAUAGUCUCAAAAUAGACGUAGGUACAUUAUUUAAAUUGGUCACAAGUAGAUAUGUUUUUUGUUUUCUAAUAUUCGUCAGGAUAGAUAAUAGACGAUUUUAAAAUAUUUGAUGGAGACAAUAUUCCAACAAAAAUAUUGCAACCAAAAACAAAAAACACUAUUAAGAAAGGAAAGAAAUGAAGGUAUAGAUAACUUCAUAUAUGUAUAUUCUUUGAAGAACAGUCUUAAAAAACUUGGAAUAGAGGGGGAGCAAAGACAGUAAAUAUCUGCGUCAAGUUGGAAUUUUACUUUUAUAUAUAUGGUAUAUAAGAGCAUUUCUAAAGUACAUGAAGUAAAUGAAGAGGCAGAAACUCAUGUAAUGCUUAUAAUACAUCUUUAUUCCUCCUUGAAGAUGGUGAGAUGCUGAAACACUCAAUGGUUUCCGUUGUUCUGCGCAGAGAGGACAAAGUCUAUUCCUGUAUUUGACAAGUAUUAUCUCCCUUAUUUAUGACUUCUACAUAGUAUAUAAAAAUAUUCUCUUUUAUAAUGUUCUACCGUUCGGUUAUUUAAUAAAUUUAUGCAUAUUUUAUUAUGUAUAAUUAUUGUCAGCUAAAUCAUAAUAUUAUAUAUAGUGGCUAUUACAAACAAACAUCUGCUACCUUACAGAUUCUGUUAUUAUUUCUCGGAAAUGAAAAUAUGUAAUAUAGAAAAACGUACUAAACUGGUUUAUGAAUUUUGUAAUAUUUGUGAUGUAUCAUAUUUUGUUAACUGUAACACGAUAUGUUUUAUAGAGGCAUCAGAAAAUUUUUAUCUUUGAAAGAAGAAUAGUAGAAAGAGAAAAAGAACAGAACUUUGAAGUAGUAUUGUUAUAAUAUUUUUCAUUGGCAAAAUUUGCCUUCUUUUGCUCAGCUCUUGAUGUACUGAUCUGUUGGCAGUCAUUGGUCAGCUUAUUUAUUAUAUUUUAUGGUCUUAGAAUAAGCGUAAUAUUUUCUAUUCUUUUUUAUUUCUCUUUACAAUAUUUGUAAAGGGAAAAAUAUAAUAGAAGAGAAGAAAUAUUGCAUUUGAAGUAUCCCUGAUCUUCCAAAAACAUACUUUUUCUCAUUCGGUAUCUAUUUUCUGCCCUUAAGUCAAAUUUUGCCAACUUACCAAUGGUAAACCUGCAGUGGGAGAAAAGUUUAUUGUGUCUUUAUCGUGCUAUUAUUUAGUAGCCCCAUUAGCGUUAAAUAUGCCACACAACUAGACAAUAUACACAACAUACCACAAAUUAGAAAAAAAUCUAAGCACUUCUACUUAUAUCUUUCUACAGAGAGUUUAGAUUGUCUUGAUUAAAUUAUUCUAUUUUUAGUAGCAUUGAGAAGCAUUUAUUGCUAUGGGUUCCUGUUCAUAUGCGAACAUUACGCAGCCAUGACAUCUUUUUACGUCAUAGAAUUCUCUUACCCUUUAUCUUUCCUUCUAGUACUAUAUAGUUGCUGAAAAGUGUAUCGUUCUCCUCGUAAGCGGUGCUCUAAAUAAGUUCUUAUAUUUUACAUAAUCAAAAAGUUCUCUAUCUUGGAAACCCUAUCUUCUUAAUAAGUUCUCAACUCUCAUACUGUCCUUAUGAUAUUCUAAUCAUUCGGUGCAGAUACCACUUUCAAUUUGUAAAUGGAUCUGGUGUUUAACAUUCAUGCUUACAUUUCAGACAAGAGAACAUGCCAAACGUACCCAACAAUUAAGAAUCUUGUAUCUUAAGUUUCAAAAAGCAUUUCUGGCUUGGUCUACUCUGCUCUUUCAGUGUCCCAGUUAUCGUUUAGCAAACGACCCAAAUAUAACAACUGCCUGAUUUGCGCGAUUUCUUCUCCAUUGUUUGUGUCUUCCUGCUAUUUAUUUUCAAACCCAAAGCUUAGAGUUGCAAGAGUUAGAUCAUUUAAAAGACACUGAAGAUCUUCGAUACUGUCUUCCAUUAUCGCUGCGUCAUCGGCAUACCUAAUGUUAAUAAAUAUGCCUUUCACUUUAAUAGUAUUAUUAGAGUCUGCUACUGUUUCUGCAUUUUCUACGUAUAAGUUAAACAACAUUGGAGAAGGUAUACAACCUUGCCUUACUUCCUUUUUUAUUGAGAAAUCUCUCGUUUCGUUGAAAUUUUGAAGACGUGUUGUUGCUGUCUUGCUCUAAUCUUCUACAAAAUAUAUUUAAAUAUAUGUAUACUUAAUUGACAACACAAAAUGCUUUUAAAAUUACGUUAAAACGUGAAGAAAGCUAUUGUAAGAAUAAUUCAUGGGUGUUUUUGGUUUGACAUAUUUACCAAUUCUAUGAAUACUCUUAAGACUAUAUAUAAAACAUUUUCUUUAUACAAAUAAAUGUCUUUUAUUUUCUUAAGUAAAAAAAAUACAAAAUACCUAAUGACGAUUUUGAUGCCUCUAUUUUAAAUAUAAUAUUUGUGAUAUAUGCUUUCGUAUUAUGGUUAACAAAAGAUGAUUUACUUGAGUCAAAAUAUGAAUUAACUUUGCGUAUAUUGUAGGGAUAACUUCUGUCAUUCCGAAGACUUGUCAUUAGACAAGUCUUCAUACUCCUUAUUUGUUGACCAGUAAGUAGGUAUCUCAUAAUUUUAUGUUACAUAAUAUACUGGCGAUGAAUAAGUCCUACAAUAUUAUAUUCGCCGCAGAAAAUUUCAUAAAGUGACUUUAUUAGGUAUCGAUAUAUUAAUAACAUCAAAAUGAUUUAGUUAAAAUGAUAAUUUUGAUUUUUGAGCGUAUGGGAAGAGUAAAAAGGUAUUAUUUUAGUUUUUAUUGCAUUUAUCAAAUAUGUAUUUUAUCAUGAAUCUCCACUGUUGAACAUAUGCCUCCUCCACGCUCCUCUCUCUUUCUCGAUUCAGAUGCGGCGCUCCAACACGUCGAUCAUCGAUCUCUGUUUAGUGUUUAGUCGCCAAUUUAAUAUUCUUUUAGUCCAUCUGUCCUUCCAGGUUCUCGCCACAUGGCGUGUUCAUCUCCAUUUCAUUAUAGGUACAUUUUUGACUUUUUUUUUGACAUAGGUAUCUUUCUUCUGUAUCUUUUAAUGAUUUCAAGCAUGUAACACAUUUUUUUCGUCAAAUAUAUGGGUCCUCUUACUGUGUCCUUUAUCCUUCAUAAGAAUGUGGUGACUUUAUAGUAUUUUGUAUAUGGUUGUUAUCCAGUAAUAUUCUUUCUCCUGAGCGUGGUGUGCUGCCUCAGACAGAAAGAGUAACCGGUGGCGCUCUUUAUUUGGUCGGAACAACUACUUCCUCGCAUUCAUUCACCAUAUCCUUUGCCUUCAAUCACUAAUAUCUCCGUACCUUCGUCUCUUCUGACUAUGUGACCAAAAUACGUCAAUUACUUACUUACUUUCCGUAUCCGGAACACCAACAACUUUAAAUUCUGUAUUUCCAAUGGUUGGCCACAUAGAUGGCCCUGUCAUUUGCUAUAAUUAAGUCUUGUUCUGUGCAGGUCUCUCUCAUCUCUGUGCAUGAUAGUAGAUGCCGGCUGGUCUGAACCGCGUCACAGUCGCAGGUAUCGUCCUCCUGGUAUCCCCAUUUUUUCAGGUUACUAGCACAACGUGAAACGCCGGUUCUUAGUCUGUUUAGCGCUUUCCAAGUCGGAUACGGUAAAUUGUGUCCAGCAGCCAUUUCCUCCGAGGGAGGAAAAUGUGUCGCGGUAGCUGACGCUUGCCAUAGGUGUAUUCGGCGCAUCUCUGGCGCUUCGGGGAUGGAUCUUGAUGUUUUCAGGAAGCUUUUCUGAGAUCUUAGUCUGCUUGGCUGAGUUUGGUGGUCAUAUAAGGGGUGUCUUCGGUCCGUCUCCUGCUUUUUCCGUUCUACCUCUGACGUGACCUUCCUCCUGAUAGGUGGUGGAGCAAUUCCAGCAAUGGGGUAUACCUCUUCGAUAGGUGUCGGUUUCAGGCAACCCGAUAUUAUACGGACCGUUUCAUUUAGAGCCACGUCGACGUUCUUUGCGUGAGCAGAGUUUGCCCAUACUGGUGCUCCAAACUCCGCGGCCGAAAAACAUAAUGCCAAGGCAGAAAUGCGGAGAGUGUGUGGUUGUGCUCCCCAUUUUGUAUUAGUUAGCUUGCGGAUGAUAUUAUUUACUAAUAUACGUCAAUUAUUUUGGUUGAUGUCGAGUUCUGCUGAUAUUAAGAUAUUUGUGCGGUGUGCUGUUCAGAGUUCGCGUAUCGUUCUACGACAUACCCAAAUUUCAAAGAUGUCGUAAGUCGGACUUUUUGAUAGUAGGAGAGGUAGCGAUAGAAAGGAUAAGCGCUCGUAUGAGGCGCAGUUUCGUCUUUUUGUUUAUGGUAUCUUUCCAGAUUUUAGUAAGUUUGACCGUUGCUGAUCUUGUAAGGCGUCGACGUAUUUCUUCUUCGCAUCAACCAUUGUUUGUGGUAACAUAUCCUGAGUAAUUGAAACGGCUUAUCACUUCGUGCCCUGGUACGUUUCGUAUUUUUGGCUGGUUAUUUAUGGUCUUCUGUGAUUUGGUAAGUCCAUAUUUACGACUAAGAGUAUCUAGUCUGUUCAUAAUGCCUUUAAGUUCAUCUGUUGAUGAUGCUAGUAUCAAAUUGCCUUUAGCUUAGAGAAGAUUGCUGAUUUUUCGGCCUCCCACUGCUAUUGCUCCUUGCUGCCAUAGCUUAUCCUAGCCGUUAUCAUUUUGAUUGUAUGCCGUUUUUAGUUUCUUACAAAGGUUUGCUAAAUAUUCUUUCAUAGUAGAGAUGAUUAGAGAAGACAAAAUAGAGCCUUGCUUCACUCCACGCUUGAUUUUCACAUAUUCGGUGUGUUUACCUUCAAUUCUGAGAUUUUGUAUCUUCUACACUACAUGAUACAAGCUUCCCGUUACUUUUUAUUCUGUUUAUUUUGUCGAGGCAUUUUGUUGAAAUUUUAGUAGAAUUCUAUCUAAACUGUUUUAUCUCAGCUAGAUAUGUCCCAAUCGGUUGCUUUCAUAGAUCUUUACGUAUUCUCUUCUUCUUUCACGAAGUAUUAGUUCCUACAUAUUAAGACAGUCUGUCAAAUUUACAUAUCUCUGCACCUUUAUCAUUUGUUUUUAGUUAAUUAUAUUACUUUACGCUUACAAAAAUUUCGGAAAUAUUUUGACAAAUACAAUAAAAAUCAAGGUUUUACCUACCAUACGUUGAAGAUUUUCGGAAAAUGUACACGUGACCCUUUAGAAACCAAACGAUCUACUAACCUACUAGAUAUUUUGAUGUCAGAUUUAAAAAUAUACGAGGUAAGAAUAUAACAAUUUUAAUUUAUUGUGUUUAAUUCGAAACGUUUAUCUCGUAUAUGUGUUGAUUUUUGUGGUACAAACAUUAAGAUUAAACAAAUAAAAAAAUUUUAAUUGUAUAUUUCUUUUCAUUAUUGUGCAGUAUACGUAAAAUUUCGAUAUAUUUGGAUAUACUUAUUAUAUUGAGUUUAAUUAUUUAUUUAAACUCUAGUUUCACUUUAAAAUACUUGCUGGAAUAAAAACCAUUAUCAUCACCAAUCAGCCAAUUGAGGCUACUGCUGGACAUAUGCCUUCUUCAAUUCCCUCCAAAUAGUCCAGUGUUCUCUACACUAGGCCGCUUGUAGCCAGUUUUCUGCUAUUAUCUCCACGUAAAACAUUUUUCUGCUUUAAGUGCCGUCUCACAUACGGAGGUUGGAUAUCAUCAUGACUAUGUUUACUCUAUCUACCGCUGCUCUGAAGAGUUCUAUAGAACUGCAUUUAAACCAGUCCCUUAAAUUUUUUAACCAUGACACUCUCCUUCUUCCUGUACUCCUUCCGCCUCUUAUUUUCCCUGUAUUAUCAGUCUUAGCAUUUCAUAUCGCUGUCUCCUCAUUACGUGUCCCAGAUAUUGUUUAUUGAUAUAAGAAUUUACUUAUUUUAUUGUGUUUAUUAGUUUGCAUUCUUUGCUCAUUUCUCGCAAUACUGCCGUAUUCGUUUUCUUCUGUGUCCAUGCUAUUCUAAGCAUAUUUCUGUAACACCACAUUUUAAAUGACUGUUACUUAUGUGUUUUUUCUUCAAUAUCCAGCUUUCAAGUCCAUAUUGUAGUAUCGAGAACACGUAGCCAAAGCUCUUACCCUCAGUUCUAAUCUAAGGUCUUUGUUGCAGAGAAGUGUUUUAAUUUUUACAAACGCAUUGCUUGCUAUUUCUAUCCUGGUCCUUAUUUCUGCUGUUUGAUAAUUUUUCUCUGAAAUCCAAGUUCCUAGGCAACGUAACACCUGAAAACUCUUAUGUAAUCGAUCGAAGUCUUUAUUACACUAAAUAUUUUUCAAUUUGGUAAAUGAGGGCCCUGCUUGUCCAAUUCUUAAUUUGAUUUCUUCAGUAUAUUUGUGUUGUCUUUAAUUGUUGAACCUAAAUAUUUGUAAAAGAUAAAGGCAGGUUUUGUUUAUAUUUAAUUCAGAGUUGGACUACCAUCUCCAUAUAGCUAUUUCAGCAUCCUCAUGCAUCCUCAGUGAAGCUAUGCAGUCACAACUCUGAAAGAAACAUAAACAAUCUGCCUAUUUAAGGGAAACCAUCGCGAUACAAUGAUUCCACCUUUUGAGACGCAAUCUAGCGACAUCUCUCGUAUUACGAGGAAAACAACGAAAAGCCCUAGAUACAAAGUUUACUACUUUUUAAACAAUUAGAAUAAUUGAAAUAAAAAUAUAAUAAACAAUAAUUUAAAUCUAAGACUUUUCGUUAAUAAACUGCUUUCUGGCUGCAUCAUGUAUCUCCGGCUUUUACAAUAUAUAAGCACAGAGACGACGAAAAUUGGAGAAAGCAAAUAGGGGACACUUAGGCCACGUAUUUACCUUCUCUUCUUCUAGGAAAAGGACCGAAAGACAGUUUCUAAAUACUCAAUACUGAGUAAAAAUGAAAAGAUAAAGGCAGGUUUUGUUUAUAUUUGAUUCAGAGUUGGACUACCAUCUCCAUAUAGCUAUUUCAGCAUCCUCAUGCAUCCUCAGUGAAGCUAUGCAGUCGUAGCAUUUUCCUCGUAAUACGAGAGAUGUCGCUAGAUUGCGUCUCAAAAGGUGGAAUCAUUGUAUCGCGAUGGUUUCCCUUAAAAGGCAGAUUGUUUAUGUUUUUUUCAGAGCUGUGACUGCAUAGCUUCACUGAGGAUGCAUGAGGAUGCUAAAAUAGCUAUAUGGAGAUGGUAGUCCAACUCUGAAUCAAAUAUAAACAAAACCUGCCUUUAUCUUUUUCAUUUUUACUCAGUUUUGAGUACAUAUUUAGAAACUGUCUUUCGGUCCUUUUCCUAGAGGAAGAGAAGGUAAAUGCGUGGCCCCUAUUUGCUUUCUCCUAUUUUCGUCGUAUCUGUGCUUAUAUAUUGUAAAAGCCGAAGAUACAGGAUGCAGCCAGAAAGCAGUUUAUUAACGAAAAGUCUUAGAUUUAAAAUAUUGUUUAUUAUAUUUUUAUUUCAAUUAUUCUAAUUGUUUAAAAAGUAGUAAACUUUCUAAAUAUUUGUAUUUGGGAUUUGUUUUGUUUCUUUUCUGUGGAUCAUUAUAUAUGUUCUCGUGUCUCUCGUAUACACUGUUACAGUGUAUUCCUUCACUAUAUUCCACAACUUGAUUUACUAGUUGCGUAGAUCUUCGAUGCAUUCGGUUAACAGUACCGUACCAUCAACCUUUCUUAUUGCCAGGUUUUCCGUUUAUUGUAUGCUAUUGUUUGCCCCUCUAGCGCUUCUUGGAUAAUUUCUUUGGAAUACAUAUUGAAGAGGAUAGGUGAUAAUAUUCAUCCUUGUCUAACACAUCCUUAGUUAGUUUUGAUCCAAAAGCUCCAAACACUCAAAACUUUUGUUAUCCAUCAAGUAACGGCCGAUUCCCACAACCAUACUUUGUUGAAAAUUAUUUUUAGUAAAAAUUUUAAUGUUUUGUAUUUUGAUAACAAUUUCCGAAAUGGAAAUGGAAACGUCUAAUAAAAAUUUUUAAUGUUUGUACCAGCAAACACGAAUUGACUUUGUUCAACUGGUGCGUUAUUUUUUUUUUGUUAUAAAUAUUGUAUUAUAUCUCCGCGUUGUAAAAACUUGGAUUUAUGUGUAAAAAGAAGCUUUGUUUUGCUACAUUGGCAAAUGUGUAAAAGUUUUUAGUGAUUCUCUGUAUAUUAUUAUAAAAAACUAAUAGUUGACGAUUGUAUGGUGUGUGUCGAGACAGGAAGAUGUACCUUAUUUGUAAAGUAGUUCUAAUCAAAAAGUUAGAAGGAAAAAUUAUAAAUAUUACUGAAAAGAUAUUUCUAAAUGUGUAAAAUAAAUAUAAAUAACAAAUUUUAAA